Messenger RNA from Monosiga brevicollis MX1, 3228 nucleotides. RefSeq lists its product as uncharacterized. The transcript is spliced from 17 exons. The coding region runs from base 1 to 3228 and encodes 1075 amino acids. NCBI's taxonomy places the organism in Eukaryota, Choanoflagellata, Craspedida, Salpingoecidae. Gene Ontology annotation, molecular function: 2-(3-amino-3-carboxypropyl)histidine synthase activity. The record is from RefSeq and is a predicted model, not a curated record. Gene Ontology annotation, biological process: protein histidyl modification to diphthamide.
AUGGGCCUGCGUGUGUGCGCUGUUGCGGUCGUGGUGCUCGCGUUGGCGGGUAGCCUGGUGGUGGCCAAGCCGCAAGUCACUCGCAACGGCGACGACCUCUUGUUCACCGCCGAUACUCUGACGCUGGAUGCCGAUCAUGACGUCAAGUUGUCGGCCUCGGCCGGCAAGAUUCAACUCACCGAUGCCAACACGUUUUUUGAUGUGGAUGUCGUCGCAACCCAAUUGGCCGAGCUCGAGAGCAACCAGAUCAUUCUCCGCAACAUCGUCGCCGCCCUGCAGCUUGCUGCCGACAAGCUGCCUGCUGCGCAGCAAAUGGCUGAAGACGUUAUUGAUUCUUUCAACAUGCAUACCGCCAACACCACAGCGUCCCUGCAAGACGCAAGCGCUAUGAUUAACCAGACCAGCGGUUAUCUGCAGGGCAACUUGACGCAGGUGCAAUCGGAGAUCAGCGGUGCCGUCAACACGACCACGGCUGAUUUGACUGAUAUCGCUGAUGCGCUGGCCAAUGCCACCGCCAAGCUGAACGACGAUGCCACUUACGCCUUUACCGACAACAUCACCAGCGCUUUUGCGGGCGCAUCCGCCGUCAAUGACAACACGAUGAACACCAUCAACACGGCCAAUCAGUCAUUGACUCAGGUCAUGAGUGCUUCUUACAACUGGUUUGAAGAGGAGCUGUCACGCAUUUCACCGGCCUCGACCGCCUGCAAGGCAGACGUGGAUACUGCCACCGCUGCUGCGGUCAACAGCUCCACAGCCAUCAUCCAGGCCCUUCAAAGCACCCUGGCCAUAGCACCCAUUGCGUCCAACGUUGUAGGUGCGAACCGGGCCAUGUUUGCCAACAUGGAUGCCGAUCUUCGUGAGUUGGUUGUCAACUCCGUGCCGCCGCUCAACAUGCUCCUCACCCAGUUUCGAACGGUGGUGCGCCAAUACUUGUCCCCCGCCACCAUCUCACAAUUCUACCCAACAACCGUCGAAUCGACCACUCUCUACGGCGCCGCCGUCUCCUGCUCAAGCGAGUGGAUGGCCGUGGGCGCCUACGGCGAGGGCAGCUCUGGUGCCGUGUAUGUCUAUGCUGCUGGCUUUGUCGGUAUUGACAAUUCUUCCGUGCAGCAUUUGGUCUAUCCUGCUACGGACACCAAUUCCUACUAUGGGUUUGACGUCGCGAUUGAAGACGACCUCCUGGUCAUUGGCGCUCCUUAUUCCGAUUUGGGCCGGACUUCCAGCGGAGCCAGCCUGUCAAGUUCGGGUGCUGUCUUUGUUUAUACUUUGCAAGGGGGUCAAUGGAAUUUGAGCCAAACGCUGACCUACAGCGACCCAUCAACCAGUGACUUUCUUGGCUACAGCGUGGCCAUUGGCGAUGAUUACAUUGUCGCUUCAGCGCCGCUCGCCGAGAACACAUCGUCGUCGGCUGGUGGCGUGAUCAUCUUCCAGCGCGGCAGCAGUGGCGCCUUUACAGAGACCCACGCUUUUUUCCCCGGCGAUGUCAGUGAUUUUCUCGGUUAUGGGCCGGAUGCCGUAGCCGCGCACGGCGAUUGGAUUGCCGCUGGCGCACGGAAUGCCGAGGAUAGCAGCAAUGGUGGGGGUUCAGCACACGGUGAAGUCUUCAUGUUCUAUCGCAAGACGGGCAAAUGGACCUUUUUUGGUCGCAUCGCCCCGACUCGCACAUCCUACGACUAUUUCGGUCAUGCCCUGGCUCUUUCUCGACGUGCCGAUGGCACAAUCGUGAUGGCCGCCGGUGCCUAUGGCGAUGAUACGUCCUCUUCAGGGUCAUAUGUUUCAUCAAGCGGUGCUGUUUACUUUUUCGAGAUUGCUCCGGGCUCAACGACCAUUCGCCAGACGGCUGUGGCCCGGCCUUCGGUCUCACAAUCGGGGGCUUACUUUGGUCGCUCCUUGUCCCUGUCCAAGGACGCCACGACCGCCGUUAUUGGGGCUGAUAUGUUCGACGUCUCGGGCUCAACCUCGUAUUCGAACGCUGGAUCUGCAUACCUUUUCUCCUACUCUUCCACUGGCUGGACCGAACUCAAGCAGAUCUUUGCCACCAGCCCCAGCUCCUCGGGCUACUUUGGCCGCACUGUGGGCUAUGGUGAAGCAUACUACGUCGUCUCUGAGCCUUACAACGAUGACGUUGCUUUCAACGCUGGCUCGGUCGAGCUGACGCAGGCCCCGGUCUUGGCCCCGACCGGGGAGGAGGUUUUGCAGCGCGAGGUUGUUGUCGAGGCGCCCGAGCAGCUGGCAAGUGCGACGCUAGAGGAGCGCUUUGAGAUUGAGCGGUGUGCGGCAGCCAUCCGAGCCGAGCCUUUUCACCGCGUUGCCUUGCAAUUCCCAGACCAUUUGCUGUCGUUUGCCGGACGGGUAUAUGAUGCGCUGCGCGAACGCACAGAAGCUUCACUUUUUCUCCUGGGGGACACAUCCUUUGGCGAGUGUUGUGUGGACGAGGUCGCUGCUGAACAUGCUGGAGCCGACCUCAUCAUCCAUUUCGGCCACAGUUGCCUCUCCAGAACCACAAAAAUCCCGGCACUGUAUGCCUUUGGUCGUUGUCCGGUGAACGUGGGCGUCGCACAACAGAUCAUCGCGAAAACCGUCGACAAGCAACUAAACCUGCUCCUGUUGACCGCCGUCGAAUAUGCACAUGCAGCCGAUGCUGCCGCGGCCGCGGCUACUUGUGGUAGCUGUUCCACGAUGCCCAAGGCCUCAGCCCAUGACACCGAUUCCACAACGGAAGAGGCAUUAACCCUUGUCGAUGAGCCCGAAGAGAGCGAGGAGAUUGAUGAUCCCUCGCGCGAGCCGGCACCUAUUCCAGCCGCAGUCAGUGCUCGCUCGGCCAUCGAGACCGAGCAAAAGCGCCUGCAGUUUGGCCUCUUGCCCGCACCCCACGUUUUGCAUCCCUGUUACAAUGUCCUCUGCUUCCUCACUCUGGCCUGCCUCAACUGCACAGCACCCGACGUUCCAUUUCUUCGCAGCUUCCUCAUGCUCUACAAUCAACAACGCGUGUUCAACUUUGACCCAACGACAAAUGCCUGCACAGAGCAAUUUUUGCGUACCAACAAGGCACUCAUGCGUCGGUACGAUUGCAACAUGUCUGCAUCAUGUUAUUCCCCACCAAGCUUCAUAAAGGCUGAUGACAAGGCUUCACAGACCUCACCUGCUCGUGCGCUAGCUAUUUCAUGGUGCAAAAGGCCAAAGAAGCUCAGACGGUGGGCAUCAUCUGUGGGACUCUGGGCGUAG